AGAAGAACCAGGCGGAAGCGUCGGUAGUUACUCUGUGUUCUUGUGUCUCUACUCAGCUGAACCAGAAAUGAUGUUCAGACAGUUCCUGGCUCUUCAGCAGAUGUCCAGGCGGGCAAUCGGCAGCACCGUCCGCAGGCCGCUCAACAAGGUUCCAGACAAGCAAAAGGUGUUCCAGGAAGACAAUGGGAUGCCAGUUCACUUGAAAGGUGGCUCCAGUGAUGCCCUCCUCUACAGGUUAACAAUGGCACUUACCGUCCUAGGAGCUGGAUAUGUUAUAUUUGAGCUGGUGUCUGCUGCUUUUCCCAAGAAGAAGUAAUCUUCAGAUCUUCAUGUGUAUAUGUUUCAGAUGACAUUUUUCACUUGUAUAUGUCUAAUCAGGGAAUAAAGUCAUGUCAUACUGACAGUUAAUGUGAUUGGGAUCAGUAUUUAUUGAUUGUACUGUACUGAACUGCAGGAAAUAAAAGCAGCCUCACA
Scleropages formosus (Asian bonytongue) is the source of this 474-nucleotide messenger RNA. RefSeq names its product cytochrome c oxidase subunit 7A2b (gene cox7a2b). The transcript is spliced from 4 exons. The record is from RefSeq and is a predicted model, not a curated record. The coding region runs from base 68 to 316 and encodes 82 amino acids. Gene Ontology annotation, biological process: regulation of oxidative phosphorylation; mitochondrial electron transport, cytochrome c to oxygen; mitochondrial respirasome assembly. Gene Ontology annotation, cellular component: respiratory chain complex IV. NCBI's taxonomy places the organism in Eukaryota, Metazoa, Chordata, Actinopteri, Osteoglossiformes, Osteoglossidae.